Messenger RNA from Cicer arietinum (chickpea), 551 nucleotides. Its product is annotated as small ribosomal subunit protein eS27y-like. Gene Ontology annotation, molecular function: structural constituent of ribosome. The record is from RefSeq and is a predicted model, not a curated record. Gene Ontology annotation, biological process: translation. Gene Ontology annotation, cellular component: ribosome. NCBI's taxonomy places the organism in Eukaryota, Viridiplantae, Streptophyta, Magnoliopsida, Fabales, Fabaceae.
GGGCCACAGAUCCGAUCCGAUAGCCCAUUUAAUAUUUAACCUAAACUACUUUUUUUUUCUCCGGAAUUAGGGUUUUUAGUUUUUGCUGAGAUUUUCUUGCGUUCUCCACCGCCAUCAUGGUUCUUCAAAAUGAUAUUGAUUUGUUAAACCCUCCCGCUGAGCUUGAGAAGAGAAAGCACAAACUCAAACGUCUUGUUCAGUCACCGAAUUCUUUCUUCAUGGAUGUAAAAUGCCAGGGUUGUUUCAAUAUAACCACUGUCUUUAGCCACUCUCAAACUGUUGUGGUAUGCGGUAACUGUCAAACUGUUCUGUGCCAACCAACUGGUGGUCGUGCAAGGUUAACAGAAGGUUGCUCGUUUAGGAAGAAGGGAGACUGAAUGGUGUGUCAUCUUUACUUUUUCCAUGGUUGGUUGGAGAGUUUUUCUUGAGAGGCUUAAGAUGGAAUCAAUGUUUUUCAUAGUUUCAAUGUAUUAAAUUUUGUUAAGUUGUAAGACUUGAACCCCAACCUUUUCCAAGACUUUAAUCUAGUUUUUUAUUUACCUUGAAGUUAA